Messenger RNA from Pecten maximus, 2861 nucleotides. Its product is annotated as neo-calmodulin-like. The coding region runs from base 105 to 587 and encodes 160 amino acids. The record is from RefSeq and is a predicted model, not a curated record. Gene Ontology annotation, molecular function: calcium ion binding. The transcript has 4 exons. Lineage: Eukaryota; Metazoa; Mollusca; Bivalvia; Pectinida; Pectinidae.
AUCUAUGUGUGUGUGUGCUCGGAGGGUGAACGGAGAGUUUUGGAUGUGAUCCAGAGCAGAGUGCAUUAUAUUUAUAUCCGAGAGGAAGAGGAGAGGAGGACGAUAUGGGGAACUUCAUGCCAAAGAAGUCGGGAGGCUGGGAAGGAGAUGAUCGCUACCUACAAACAGAGUUUAAACUUAUGGACACAGACAAUGACGGACUAUUGUCAACAGGACAGUUGACAAACCUACUUCUGGCUCUUGGUUUCGGAGGCGAUGAAGCACAGACUGAGAUGCUGCUGAAAGGAAUGAACAAGGAAAGAGAAGAUACACUCUCCGAGGAGGAAUAUGUCGAAGCCGUGAAAUCCAACGAGGAAAUCUUUGUGAAAACGAGCAAACUGCGAGUUAUUUUUGGAAACUUUGAUGACACUAACGAAGGGAAGGUUUCAAAGUCAAAGAUCAAAAGAAGGCUACUGGUCAUGGGAUUUGAAGUGGACGAAGCGAUGACAAAGGCAAUAGAAGAAACUGAUGCGGAUAGAGACGGAUUCGUUACAUACGAUGAGUUUCUUACAAAGCAUCUCAAAAAUAAAGGAUUCAUUCAAAAGUAGCCAGUAGCUGAGAAAUUAGUAAUUUUCAAAUAAUUUCUAAUUCAAAGAAACUAUGGACGAGGACGGCGGAGAAUGGAAUGAAUCCCAAAUUAUUGUCUGACAAACGAAAUUUAUCGUAGGAGUGAUGCAAUAUGUAUGAGAAAAGAGAUACGAGGCCUUUUAAACCACUUUGCAACUGGAAAGAUUUUCCUGAAUUAACACGAAGAAAUAAAGUUUGUGCAGUAUCAAAGUUAAAAGCCAACUAUCUCAACAUGUAACUGAUUAAAGAUAGGUCUGCGCCAAUCGUAAAAAAUGAGAAUAAAUAUAUAUAAAUUCUGUUGCUCUUGACUAUAACUCGAAAGAAGUUUUUAACAUUUUCACCCCGCUUAUAUAAUGAAUAUAUUGGCACAACUAUCACCAUCGUCAUGCGAUUUAGUAUCAAAUUCUCAUCACUAUCAUGUAACUUAUAUCAUAAUAAAUAAUGAUAAUUAUUAUAUACUAUUAUGAUAUGAUUGCUCUGAUUUUAUAUUGUAUAUAUUAUCAUGUCCAGUCCAUGUACGUAUGUUCUAAUAAAAUGCUAUGUCUAUUUUGGUUUUUCAAUUCUUUAAUGUACACGUGAAAUUUCAUCAGUUUUGAUGAUCAAAGUUACCUGCAACAAGUCCAAUUUGUCCUUAUCUAAUUAAAAUCUAGAUGGUCAUUCUAACUACGUUACAUAGACAUCUAACAACAUCGUAUAAUGGGUCACGUCAGGAUGACCUUUUGGAUUAACUAAUCAAAUUACUACUCACAGAAUCUUGGAAGUGAAUUCCGUAUAUGACUUGCAUUUCGGCAAACAAAGCAUAUAGUAAUAUUUAUGUUGUACCGAAAUGGUUACCUUCAGACGCCUGGUCUGACGAAUUGGUGUGAUCGAUGACUUUGAAAAAUUGUCAAUUCGACCUAAAAGUGAAAUAUUAAGAUCACAAAGGUCAUCCUGACGUGACCCCUUAUGCGAUAUCGUUAGAUGGUCAUGUAAUGUAGUGAUAAUUACAAUCUAGAUUUUAAUUAGAUUGUUGAGACCCAUAAAGCUUUUAAAGAGCUUUUCCAUAUCUGUUGUCACUGUCCUCAUUUCAUUCUUUAUAACGCCUUACCCGAUUCUUUCCUCUCUUUCUCCACCGUUCGUCUCCACAUCGUCUCUGGCCGUCUCCUUUUCCGGUUCCCAGGUCUAUAUCAUAGCCACAUAGCAGGCAAUGUUCUUAUUUUUCCUCAUAGGGGCCGCGGUGGUCGAGUGGUUAAAGUAUCUCGACACUUUAUCACCAGCCCUCCAUCCCUGGGGAGCGAGUUCGAAACAUAUAUGGAGCAGUUGCCUGUUACUGACCGUAGGUCGGUGGUGUUUUUCCGAGUUCUCCGGCUUUCCCCCACCUCCAAAACCUGGCACGUCCUUUAAUGACCCUGGCUGUUAGAAGGACGUUGAACAAAAUAAACCAAACCAAAUGCCCCAUAAUGUGUCCUAUCAAUCAAUGCCACUUUAUCUUCUCGCUCAAUGGUCUCGGAUGUGCUCUUUCUAAUCGGUUGCCUUUUCUCACAUUCUUGUUUUAAUUUUGUAUUGAUUUCCUGCAUUUAUCCUCAUCACUCUAGUUUUCAAGAUAUUGAUAUUAAGUCACACUCUUCUUGCGUCUAGACUUGUUUUGUCCUGUAUUUGUUGUUUGGAUGAGGAGAAUAGGAUAUCUGCAAAGUCUAGAUCGUCCAUCUUUAUGUUGAUCUCCGUCUGAUGACGUUCUCGACAUUGCCAGCUGCUUUUCUCAUCAACCAAUCCAUAAAAAUGGAAACUAUAAGCCAGGACAUAAGCAUACAUAUAAAAUGUUCUGAAAGAUCCCUCCAUCCUCAUUGGUCACAUGUAUCAUCAGCUGAGUAUGCUCAGCCUGUUGUAUAUAUGUGAAGUAUAGCAUCUGUUAAAAAAAUAUGCUUGAUAGUAAUUUUUCUGACAAUUUCUCUUACAUUUUUGACAAGCACGACCUAUGCAUAAAUGCACAUGAAUUUUUGGUCAAUGCCUGUCAAUAACUAAUUAUUGUAGAUAUAGUUUAUAUUAAAUAUUGUAUGUAUAAUCAAAAUGUAUGAAUGAUGUGUGAAUGUUUAUGUUUGAGUUACCCCCUUAAAUGUUUGUUAUUCAUGUAAUUUUUUAUUUCAUAGUAAAUUUAUAUGUCUAAUAUUUAUAUUUAUGCUAUCCACUUGCCACCUAAGGAGAGAACUUGGCCUGUUAUUCUAUCCUUUUGACUUAUACCAUCGAAUGUCAAUAAAAUAUGUUGAAAUGAAGGGGCA